AUGAGUAAAUUAUCAACAGAUGCCAAGCCCAAGCACGAUCACUGCCCGAGCGGAGAAAAUUCGUGGUGCUCGUGGCAAAGGGCCAAGGCCACUGGAACUUUGGACGAAUAUACACAUAAACCUUCUUUACAUGAAGAAGUAUACAAGGCUAUAACUCCAAUUUAUGAAAAAUUAACCAGUGAUGACCUAUUCAUUCGUUGCAUAGGCGGCUUCACUCAAAACAGUAAUGAGAGUUUCAACGCUACAGUAUGGUCGAUGGCCCCGAAAGUGACAUCCAGUGGCAAAAAUGUACUUGACACAGCUAUAUAUAUUGCUGCAGGUACUUAUAAUGAUGGCCUCACAAGUGCCAUGAGAGUCAUGCAGAACAUAGGCAUCAAAAUUGGGCCGAACUGCUACAAUUACUGUCAAGAGACUGAUAAAAACCGCAUCAAAUUAUCCGAUCGUUCGCUCUCAGAUGCUGCAAGAAGGUCUCGAAUCGAAAAGAAGGCAUCCAGAAAGGAAGAAAAUGAGUUCCACGUGUCUAUGGAAGGUGACAUAUACGGCGCAGGCAUCGCAGACUGA
Dinoponera quadriceps is the source of this 561-nucleotide messenger RNA. RefSeq lists its product as uncharacterized. The record is from RefSeq and is a predicted model, not a curated record. NCBI's taxonomy places the organism in Eukaryota, Metazoa, Arthropoda, Insecta, Hymenoptera, Formicidae. The coding region runs from base 1 to 561 and encodes 186 amino acids. The transcript has a single exon.